Molecule: messenger RNA, 1083 nt
Organism: Cryphonectria parasitica EP155
Lineage: Eukaryota; Fungi; Ascomycota; Sordariomycetes; Diaporthales; Cryphonectriaceae
Exons: 4
Coding region: 124-1083 (319 amino acids)
Biological process (GO): positive regulation of transcription by RNA polymerase II
Cellular component (GO): nucleus; mediator complex
Molecular function (GO): cyclin-dependent protein serine/threonine kinase regulator activity
Source: RefSeq, a predicted model, not a curated record
GCCGUCCACCUGUGCAGUGAUACGUCUUCUCUUUUUCGACCACUACAACAAGAGCAAGCAGCACAUUACAGCCACGGGGCUGGGGUUGGGAGGCCCUGUGCUGAUGAUUAUUUCCUGGCUGCUAUGGCGGCCAACUACUGGGAGUCCACCCAGCGAAAGCACUGGCAGUUCACCAAGGAGCAGCUGGCCUCAAUCCGCCAGAAGCUCGAGGAUGAAGACCCAGCGCUGGUCCAGAGCUUUGGCCUGCCACAGCUACGACACCUGAACAUAUUCUUCAACCAGCAGACCAACCGCCUCGCAAAGAGACUCGGGACUCGACAACAGGCCAUCGCCACCGCCCAGGUCUAUAUCAAGCGCUUCUACACAAAGGUCGAGAUCAGGAGGACCAACCCUUUCCUUGUCAUGGCAACGGCUCUAUACCUGGCUUGUAAGAUGGAGGAGUGUCCGCAGCAUAUUCGGCUUGUGACACAGGAAGCUCGAGGCCUCUGGACUGACAUGCAACUCUUCCACGAACCCUCCAAAAUUGGCGAGUGCGAGUUCUGGCUCAUAUCUGAGCUGAACUCGCACCUCAUUGUACAUCAACCCUACCGUACCCUGACUAGCUUACAAUCCAACCUGAACCUUACCAACGACGAGCUAGCCCUGGCCUGGUCCAUUGUUAACGACCACUACAUGACCGAUCUUCCGCUAAUCUACCCACCGCACACUAUUGCUCUCACCGCCAUCCUACUGGCCAUCGUCUUCCGGCCGUCUCAGAACAGCGGUGCUGCGCAAGGCCAGGCCCAGAGCCCGAGCUCGAGCCAAGGGUCAGGCACGGGGACAGCUGGGCUAGGCACACCCAAUGGGCAACAGUCGAGCCAGCAGGGUGUGGACAGUGCAAGCAAUGCCCACAAGAUUGAGCGGUACAGCAAGGUGCAGCGUUUCGGGCACUGGCUCUCGGAGAGCAAUGUUGAUCUCGAGGCCAUGGUGGACUGUACCCAGGAGCUCAUAUCGUUUUAUGACUGCCAUGAAGCAUAUAAUGAUAAGCUGACAAGGGAGCAGAUCGUGCGGUUCAUCAAGGCCAGAGGAUUAGAUAAGGGAUGA